AUGACUAUCAACAAACCAUUGCACAUCUUCUCCAAAAUCACCCAUCCGUACAACGCGACCAAUCCAGAGAUGUGGCCGAUAUCCAGCCCCAAGACGUCAGUAGAGCCGUACAUCGCAUUUGGGCCUCCCCUACUGACACGGAGAAUUAGUGAGCAGUCCGAGGUCAACGGCGCUCCGCACGCCAUCAUCGAGUCACCACUUCUCCGCCUCCCACCCGAGCUUAGGAACGUUAUCUUCGCCUACGCACUCGAUCACGGGACAGUCUCUCCCCACCUCGGAACGACUUGUCUGGAGCGCAGGUUGAGGAAAGACCCGAUCCGUAAGCGCUUCGGUCUGCUAUUCACCUGCCGACAGAUCUACGCGGAAACUGCUCUCCUCCCAUACAAGCUCAACACGUUCAGUGUGAUGGACAAGGUGCAGAUGGACCAUGAAGAAGUGCGGGCGGCGACGGUGUGGAUGGAGAAGAUUGCCAGUGAGCUUGAGCCGGCUUGGUAG
Molecule: messenger RNA, 495 nt
Organism: Alternaria viburni
Lineage: Eukaryota; Fungi; Ascomycota; Dothideomycetes; Pleosporales; Pleosporaceae
Exons: 2
Coding region: 1-495 (164 amino acids)
Source: RefSeq, a predicted model, not a curated record